Messenger RNA from Notolabrus celidotus (New Zealand spotty), 13952 nucleotides. RefSeq names its product dynein heavy chain domain-containing protein 1. The record is from RefSeq and is a predicted model, not a curated record. The transcript has 44 exons. Gene Ontology annotation, cellular component: dynein complex. Gene Ontology annotation, molecular function: dynein intermediate chain binding; minus-end-directed microtubule motor activity; ATP hydrolysis activity. Gene Ontology annotation, biological process: microtubule-based movement. NCBI's taxonomy places the organism in Eukaryota, Metazoa, Chordata, Actinopteri, Labriformes, Labridae. Bases 309 to 13802 code for a protein of 4497 amino acids.
UGACAUGCUGAGAUUUCUUAUUGCCGAGUGUGUCCUGUAACCUACUUUGGCCUAUUCCUGAAAAGCUGUAUCUGAUAAUAAUGAGACCACAGAGGGAUACAUGUUGUUUGGUUAACUUGACCUUCACCAGGAGCUCCAUAGUCCAACCAAAGUUACUGUGCGUCACCGUGGCAACAAGCCGUCUCCGUGGCUGCACUGACAACUUCUCUCUCCAGCAGAAAUACCCAAGGAAUUUUGGAAUAUAGAUCUACAAGUUAAAGCCAGAGACACCUGUACCUGCUAAUUGUAUUCAAAGAGACAUCAGCAGCAUGUCCGCUGCCCAUGAGGAGGAAAUAUCCAGCCCUGGAGCUUCCCAAAGUCGUGAUAAAGACAUUGCUAGGCCCGGAUCCAAAUUUACAAAAAAGGCCCACUUACCACCUUUAUCCCCAAAGAAACUUUCUGUCUCUGCAGCUUUUGUUACCAGGCCUCUGUUCGGUCACGCUGCCAUCCUCAGCAGGAUCCCCUCUCACAGACCUGUAUCUGUGGUGGAGCGCCCUAGUCUUAUAGCUAAGGAAGGAUCUGAGAGAGCUAAACAUGACACAAAACGGACAGUAGGACCUCGACUGAUGGCCUCAGCAUUAGGGGCCGACAGUGCAGUCAGAGCUGCUGAUGAGUCGACAGCAAAGAGCCUUGCAGGAGAAGAUGAAUCCAUAAAAGUCACAACCUGUAACAAUAAAAAGAUAAAUACCGUGAAUAAUGGGAAAGCGACCAAAUCUAAUAAAGUUCCACUCACUGCUGCAGAGGUACUUCAUAUCUUUGCCAGGAAAAGAGACCUUGGAGAAUUGGAGCUUUAUUACCUGAAAGAAGAGGAUGGGGACUCUUACAGGCCCUAUGACCUAAGAGUGGUCCAUCCCAGUGAGGCUGGCUCUGAGCACUACGUCUUCUCACCGAAUUCUGUCCUACAUGUGACAGAGAGAGGUUACGGUGGGAUUGUCAGUCAGGUGCAGUGGUACAGAGAGUCGAUGCUGUGGACGGCAUUGCAAGAAAUCCCAUUUUUCAGGGACUUCAGAGUGCAGAAAGCAUUCACUAGGUGGCAUAAAAACGUGCGUACGAUCAUUUUCCAGCGCAAGUGUGAGGACCUGCUGGACCGGCUGCUCAUGGCUGUGCCUCAGUUCAGACAUGCUCUACUUCUGUUUACCAGAGUAAUUGAAGAAGUGAAAGGGACACACCUGCUGCCCCAGGAGGAGUCUGAAACAUACACAUUGAAGGAACUGAAACGGUUGCUCAAAACCAAGAAUCAAGAACGUUUGGAGCUAUUGGAGAAGCUUUCACAAUAUCGAUUUUUCAUUCUGAACAAGGUGAAAGAGGAGUGCUACAAAGCACACCAGCAACUGCAGCUUCACAUGGAAUAUGCCAAAAAGCCAAACAAGUGCUGCGAACCCAUCCACCUCCACCUGGCUCACCAGCAGGAUCUGAAGAAAGAGUCGGCUCGGUCUGAAAGUGUCUUGAAGAAAUUAGGCAACUUUGCACUCCUCAUCAAUCAGAUGACUGUGCAGAGUCUUGUGACAAUAUACCAACAAGAUGUGAUGUCUUUCCACAACAACAUUUUAAAGAGGCAGAAGUCUGAGCAGGGUUGUCUCUUCUGCACUGAGCUGUGCUUCGAUGGCAACUCUCAGCUGACUGUUGACCCGCUGAUACAUCUGUACCAAGAAACAGUGAGGGAAGCUCUCCUGACUGUUGGAGAGACUAUAAUCCAGAUGUGUGAUACUUGUGGAUUCUUCCUGGAGAGCAGUCACGGUGUUUCCAGCUCUAAUAAUGCUCAGGAUUUAACCUCUGACAUCUGUUGUCUCGAAUAUGCUGCUACUACAGAGCAUAACAAAUCUGAUGGAAUGAGUGAUCACGGGAAGUUUUGCUGCCGGCUAUGUCUCAGAGACUUCCCAUCUCACUGGCUGUUGCUGCAUAAAGAAACCUCCCCAAUGGCAAAGGGCAACAGGGUGCAUGGCUGCUUCUAUCCCCUCAUCAAGGAACAGCUGGAGUGUCAGAUCAGCAGCAGUGAUGUUUCAAAACAAGCUGAGAAAGAGCAGGAAAAGAUCAUGCAGGAAGCUGAGUUAGAGAUCCUGCAGCUGUGUGAGAGCUUCUCCUGGUUGCUGGACAUCCAUUUGUUCACUGCUCAGUGGAGUCAAGCCUCUUUGGAAUCCAUGAAGGGUCAGCCGACUUUACUUUAUGACGAGCUCUUAAAGAAGCUACGCAUCUGGACCGAACAAAUCUGCACAGUUCCCUCUUCAGUCUCAACCACCAAUGACCUUUACAUCAUCAAGUGCUCCUGCAUAAAAGAAAACCUUGGUCAGCAGCUGAGGUUGAUUGAAGAGGAGGUGCUUAAGCAGCUUGUUGAACAGAUAAAGCUGCACUCAGAGAGCCUCAGCUCUGACUUGGAGGUGGCUGCUGCUAAACUCAAGACAGAACCCAGAGACAUUCAUGAGCUCUCAGAAUACGCUCUCAAGGUGAGGGAGUCUGUGAAAUUGUUGGCUGACUCACAGAAACGUCUGGAGUACAUUCAUACCCUCCAGAAUACUCUCUGCAUGAACUACAGGGAGAUGACCGAACAGGAGGUGACUUUGGAACAAAAGGUGCUGGCCAUGAGGGAUGACUUUAUCUUGCUCUUGAAGCAGGCAGAAAGCAUUGUGUGCAACCAGCUUCCUUCAAUGUCCCAAGCAUUACACACAAUGUUCUCUUUCUUGGUCCGUGACCUUAUAAACACAGUCACUAUGGCUACAUCAGGACCUUUCCUUGACCCAGCCCAGAAUGAAAAAGAGAUGGUCGCCACUCUUAACCACAUGUGUGGGCAUGUGCACAAUCUCAGUGCAAAACUGGAAAACAUGAGUAGGACCAAUCAAAACCUACAAGAACAUCCCAUAGAUACAACUAUUUUGACAACAAAUAUCAGUAAAAUCAAAGCCCGGAAAGACAUAUGGGAGCUGAAAGCUGCGUGCAAAACAUGGACAGAAGAAUGGAAAGAGCUGUCUUUUAGUGAGGUUGUGGUGUCCCAAGCUCAGGACAAGAUUGCAAGGUGGAAGGAGCACGCUCUAUCUCUCACAGGUGUCAUACCCACCCAUGAUGCAGUGCUACAAGAGACUUUGGGACUCUUGGAAAGCUUUAGUCCUCUGCUUGCAGUCAUGUCCCAGCUGCAGAGAACCACGCUCAAACAAAAACAUUUGAAAGCUAUCUUCAAAGAUAUGGGCCUGCUGUAUGACCCAGAGAAGACGGUGAUGGUUGCUGAACUGAUGUCCAAACAACAUGAAUUUGACCAGACAUAUAUAACCAAGAUAUGCAGGGCUGCACAAGCAGAGUCUAACAUGGAGCAGACCUUCCUAAGACUGCAACAGGGAUGGGAAGCAAGAGUCUUCCAGCUUGACAGAUUCAGUCUUCCUGUUUGGCAGCAGUGUGAGCAACACCAUGGAUUGACUGAGAAAGGGAAGCCCAGAGACGGCCCAAGUUUAGAGAUGGAAAGUGCCGGUCGACCCUCUUGUGAUGAUGCCAGAUUCAUUAUCCCAGGUCUCGAGUUACUCUUUGCUGAGAUAGACAACGAUUUGAUGACUCUGUCCACCAUGUUCAAGUCCCCUCAUGUUGUCGAGAUCAAGAAGCAGAUAAAAGACUGGAUGCAAACACUGCAACAUCUUGGACGGCUGCUUGGUUUAUUUAAAAGGUACCAGCAAAUAUGGGCCUUCCUGACCAAGGUGUUCCAUAACACAGUCUUUUGUGUUCAAAGAGUAGAUUUGAUGGAGCUAUUCAAACCAGUGGAUGAGACUUUUAAGGAGAUAAUGCACUCUCUAUCAAGAGACCCUCAUGUGUUGAACUUGACUCAUCCAAGGAAGGAAAAUGACAGCUUCCAUGGUGAUGGCCUUUACCAGAUUCUUUUUGAUGGUCUGUCUACAAUGGAGGCCAUCUCUAACCAGUUGACAGAUCAACUGGACACCCACCGUCAACAGUGUCCCAGACUCUGGUUCUUGAGUGACAGGGAAGUGAUACAACUACUUUCCCUUCAUCCAACGGCUGUUACAAUGCAGUCGUAUGUACUCAAAUGCUUCAAAGGGGUGCGUUUGCUUGAAAUGGAUUGUGAAACACCCUCUAAUACGCAUGAUGCAAAGUGCUGUGGAGCUUCCUGUCAAAUCCACGGACAGAUGAAGGUUUUGGGUUUCUUUGGCAGCCUUCAGGAACACAUAAUCUUUCUGUCUCCUUUGGAACCAGACCUCAGUGACUUAUCUUGGCUUUGUGUCUUCGAGAACAAAAUGAAGUUAUGCAUGAAACAGCUCAUGACACGAUGUGCGAUUGCACGAAACCAGCUUGAACCACACAGUCAAGAUUUGGCAUGUGAUGAGAAAGUUGGGAACACCAUGUCCCAAUUAUCUGUUAGGAGGGAAAUUGUGGAGCCUGUGCUGGAUCUGCUGUCUGACUAUCCUCUUCAAUGUUUGCUGGUUGUUGAGGAGGCGGUUUGGUGCAAGACUGCUCUACAAGCCUCCCAGGAAUUGAGCCCAGUGAAGUUAAGGAACAUCAAGGUGUGCAACUCUGCAAAAAUGAAAGAUCUUGGCCGUUUCAUCAGGGAGGGAGUCACGAAGACUACAAGUGUACCUCUGAUUUCCAGAUAUGUGAUGAUGUGUCUGCGUGCAUUGGUGCAACUUACAAUGAAACAUGCACAACAGCUAUCUAAACUGAUGGAGGUACAACAUUUACCUUUGGAGACAUCGUUUGAGUGGCUCAGUUUGAUGAAAUAUCAUAUCUCAGAAGACUUGAGUCUGAAAAACAAAGAGGAUCCAACAUGUUUUGUUGAUGUCUUGGGCCAUCGACUUCCAUAUGAUCAUGAAUAUUUUGGUCCAGAUGAUUUGGAGAUGGUGCAUGCUCCGUCCACAGAUCGGGCGAUUCUCGGGAUCCUCCUUGCUCUAACAAGCUACAGAUGUGGAUUUGUGAGUGGACCUUACAAGACUGUGGAACAUUUAGGGAAAGCACUCGGGCGUCAGGUUGUAAAUGUUCAGUGUAGUCCAAACAUGAGACAAAUUGUCGUUCAGCGGAUGUUGUUGGGUGCUCUUCAGACUGGAGCUUGGCUUCUGCUGGACUCUGUGGACUUACUAAAACAAGGGGUCUUGUCAUUGCUGGGACAGCAUCUAGAAGACAUUCACCAAUCUUUUUCUAAGUCAACAAGAAACAGGAAUCAAAAAGUAAAUGAGGAGACAAAGGACAGGACUGCAGAUUGCAAAAGUAUUGUUGAUUCAGAGUGCCAUAUGGUGCUUGCUGGGAAAAACCUUUCUGCCAGACUAAACUAUGGAUGUGUUCUCAUCUCAUCAAAGGGAUUUCAGUCUGAGGUUCCUGAGAGUCUGCGAUGUGCAACCAGACCCAUUGCAUUAACCCCUCCAGAUUACAGGAUCAUCGCAGAAGUAAUGCUGACCUCGAUUGGCUUCACAGAGGCUACGUCUUUAAGUCGACAUCUGGUGUCCCUCAUCAACCUGGCGAGGGAUUCCAAUUGUCUGCCUGAUUUCAUCAGUGACAACCAGAGCGGCUAUCUUGUUGUCUUGCAAAGGAUCAUCUCUGCCGCUGAAAUACAUUUAGAACAAUGUGUGAGGCAACGUGAAAUGUCAGAUGAGGCCAAAGGAUCCGCUUCAGAACAAACUGAUCUAGCAUCAUCACAAAAUGGGAUUGAAAAUGAUGAGAAGAAAAGAGAAGAAACUGGAAAAAGGCUGCGCAACUCUCAUUUGUCAGUUGUACAGGGGUUGAUGGAGGAGACAGCCAUUGUGAAAGCAAUUCUUUCCAUCUUAUUACCCUUUUUUUACGAGCAGAAGAAAGCCUCACAGUUCUACAUAAUGUUCAAGGAAACAUUCCCCAUAGUCAGCCAGUUCCCUUUCUUUCGGCAACACAUUGAGGAUGAAGAAAAGAAUCAGCUUAAAGAUGCAGUUAUAGAAGAAUUACAAAGGCUAGGGUUUCAAUCUGACACUGAAGUGAUGCGCAGUGCUCUUACACUCUACCACACUCUGAAACUCUCUAAGGCCGUUAUGCUCCUAGGCCCCUCAGGUAGUGGAAAGACAUCUUCUAUGCAUGCUCUAGCUGGAGCCCUCAACAAUCUGGCUUUCUAUUCAAGGUUUGAGGAUAACAUAAGAAUGGAAAGCGAUAAGACCCCUCCUUUGUCCUGGAACUCUGUUGACACUGUGGUGUUGUUUCCUAAUGCAAUGUCUCAUGAAGAGGUAUUUGGCUCUUUCUGUGAGAAAAGAGGAUGGCAAGAUGGAGCUGUUUCAAAGGUGCUGAGAGACUUGGGACAACGGGAACAAGCAAGUACAAUCUGCGACAAUAGAAAAACUGAUCACACACCAAUAAUGACAUGGCUUGUUAUGGAUGGGGAACCUGUGGGGCAGCCUGGCUGGUUCGAUCACCUGACCACACUUUGCAGCCCCGAUGACCCUUUUCUGUUUCUACCAUCAUGUGAAACACUGAAGUCCCAAUCACACCUCAAGCUACUUAUAGAGACCACUGACCUACGAGAUGCAAGUCCAUCUGCAGUGACCCGCUGCAGUCUGAUGUAUUUCACAGGGUCUGAUUUGUGGAAAGCUGUGUGGAAGAGUGAAGUGGAUGCUCUCUUUCAUGAAAACAAACUGGAGCAAGAGACUCUGAAAAUUUGGAAUCGACUGGCUGAAGAUCUUUUCGCCAGCACUCUCAGUUUAAUCAGGGAGAAUGCUUUAACCUCUGCAAUCCAUCACAAAGAGGAGUCUGUUAAAAGCCCAACAUAUGGAGUGCAAGAAAUCAUGUCAUUUGUCCGGAUACUGCGUGCCCUCCUACAGCAUUUUGGAAAGGAAGUGGAAAAGGACAAACAAAUAGACAAACAAGAUAAACUGUCACACAGAAGCGGUGCAGCAGGCACAGAUUCUAACACUAAACAACCCCUGCUUGGCAGAAACCUUUUCCUCUUGGCUUAUAUUUGGGGAUUUGGUGGACAUCUGCACUCUUGCCACUGGCCACAGUUUGACUCACUAUCCCGCCAAGUGCUGUAUGCUUGCCGGUACAAAAUUGAGAUUCCUGAUGGAGAGAAUGUGUUUGAGCACUUUUUCAACACCAACAGCAGGACACACCACAAGAAUCCUCUGCUGACCAUCACUCCAAAGUACGGGAAAUACACAUUCCUCCUGGAUCUCAUGUUGGAGGCAAACCAGCCCGUGAUGCUAGCAGGAGAGCCUGGCUCUGGAAAAACCACACUGUGUAAAACUUUGCUAAGUUUUGACAAGCCACAUAUUAGCCUACCAGGCAGUCCUCUCCUGAGCUCCAGAGACCUUCGCACACUAAUAGAAAACAUGAGCUGUCCGAAGAGCUCUGAAGAUACCAAAGGAUCCAUGGGAAGACAGCCCAGACUGCUCCUGUGUGUGGAUGACUUGCAUGAAGCCCCCUGUGAUGUCUUUGAGAAGACUUCGACAGCUCAGGAGACUCUACGGCAGAGUAUUUCAACAGGACAGAUUCUCAUAUAUGAUACCUACCACUUCAAGUCAUUGAGUUCCAGAUGCAUCAGCUACAUGGCUACCUGUCGAGUCUUUAGAUCAGGCAAACAUCACAGUAAUGCCAUAUCCUCAAGACUCUCACGCCUGUUCUCUAUCUUCGUGCUACCCAGCCUCUGUAUGGAUGUUAUAUUCUCUAUGCAUUCCCCUCAGCUAAAAAUGUGGCUAAAAGAAAUGCCACUGAAGCAGAGUUGUGAGGAUGCAGCAUAUUGUAUCAUCUCUGCCACAAAAAGUCUGUAUAAUGCAGUAUGUGACCAAUUCCAGCCUACUGCUCACAGGCCCCAUUUCAUGUUUUCCCAUCAUGACCUGCAGAAAGUGUUCUUGGGAAUGUGCCUUUGGCAGCAGAAUACCCCAAACACAACGGCAAUGCAGGGGAAGGAGAACUCACCACAAGGUUGUUCUCCAGUCCUGCCAGGACCUGUUGCAUUAUCUCUUGAUAUAGCACAUCUGUGGGCGCACGAGUGCAUGCGAACAUUCAGCGACAGGUUGUGCUCUGAGGAUGAACGCAACACUCUUGUUUCACUCAUAUCUAAGACGGCAACAACUCACUACAGAAUAUGUUUGACUGAUGAAGCCCAGCCCGCUAGUUUAGAUGACACAGCCAUGACCAAAAGCCUUGGUACUUACACACUACCUGCAGACACAGCAGGCACCUGUAAGCCACAAAGUCAGAGUGAAGAUACACUAAAACUGCCUCAAGACCCAAAACCAGCCAGCCAGUCAGACUUGGAUAAAUGCUUUGCAUUGACUGAGCCUUCUCCUCUGUCUGAAGACAAUAACCUAGAACAGGCGAGACCAAAAUCUCCCCCUCUGCAACCCCAGAUUGAACAGGACAUGAAGGACACAAUCGCUAAGCUUGUAUACGGUCCUGUGCUCUCUGAGGCCCUGAAGUCAGUAAACCAGAACUACAAUUCUAGCGGUUAUUAUCAGGACCAAAACCUUGAUGUGCUACAGCAGGAGCUGUGUGCUCUCAUAGACAGAAAAGAGGAUGAGAAUGGACAUAAAGAUGUAAAUGACUACAUCACCAACAAGUUCAUUGUACACAGUCAGAGGGUGAAUCAGCUGUUACAUAUCCUCAGGGUGUUGCUCAUACCUGGAGGUCAUGGAUUGCUGAUUGGCUCGGAGAGAGGCACAGGCAGGAAAACCACUGUCCGCUUAGCUGCCAGUCUUAUGGGCUACCAGCUGAUGGAGGUGCAUCCUGGUAAUGAGAAGAACUUGCACCGAAUCCUAAAAGAAGCUGGGAAUCAAACUAGAGCGGAAGGAGUUAACGUCAUCAUUCUGGCUCAUGAAGGAAUUCAGCAAUCUGUCAGAGAAGAGCUUCUGGUGGCGAUGGCCAAUCAAACCUACCCAGGUCUCUACACAGAUGAGGAGCUGAGAAAACUGGUCUCCAGACUGACUGCAGUGAAGUACUCAAGAAGAUACCUCAUGGACAGUUGGACGUUUGAGAAGCGCUUGAGCAAAAUCCACAGAAAUGUCCAUGUGUUCCUGUUGCUCCCCUUCACCAUGCCAGACAGCAGUGAGACACCUGCAAACACAGUAAUCCAUCAAUGGAAUGCCCAACUGACUAAGGCCCUGAGUUGCAGUUGCUGUGUGGAGGUGUACCAGCCUUGGUCCAAUCAGUCUUUAGUGGAAGUUGCUGCUCAGUACCUCAAAACCUGUCCCCUGCAAAUGGAGAGAGGAGGGUCAGAUGUCAGCCUGUCAGCAGCUAUGGCAGGAAUCCAUCAAUCUGCAUGUCAGUAUGCUUCUGUCCUCCUAAAGGCCCAGCCUUUCAGCCCUCAGACUUACCUGGAGUUCAUCACUCACUUUGGUUACCUCUGCAAACACCUGCACGAGCAGAGCCAAGCCUACAGAGUUGCUCUGUCUCAUUUGGACGUUAUAAACAACACAGCUGUGGAGUAUAAGCAGGAGUUAAUGAGACUGCAAGAAAAGGUUGCUGAGACACAGCAGCACGAGAAAGAGCUUUUAGCAGCUUUAGAUUACCAGAUGAGCCGACUUGAAGAAGCCCACAAGACAUGUGUUGAAGAGGAGAACAAGCUUCAGUGUCUGGAAGAGGAGGUGAUCCCUGUUUUCAUGUUAGGCCUCAAACUUCAGAAUUUCCUGAAUCCAUCUGACCUGGAGGAGGUGCACCACUACCGAGACCCCCCUGAUGGAGUGGUGAAAAUAAUGGAUGCCAUUUGUUUGCUGUUUAAUCGUCCACUAGGCUGGGAGACGGCUAAACAGCUUCUUGGAAAGCCCAACUUUUUCCAGGAAUUGGAAUUUUUUGACCGCCACACUUUGACAAAUGAGCAGCUGCAGCAGCUCGGCCAGAUAGUUCACAGUCCCCAGUUUGCGCCAGAGUCUGUAUGGGAGGUGAGCAAGGCCUGCGAGUCCCUGUGUCGAUGGGUCCAGGCGGUGUAUCAGUGCUCCUGCAUGCAACGAGAUCUGUUGGUCAAGCAGCAAUUUGAAAGAGACGUACGCAGACAGCUGUACCUGGCAAUAGAGCAAAAGACAGAUGCAACCCAGUGUCUUAAGGAUGUCAAUCUUCAGCUGCAGCUGGUUCGAAAUGAACUGGAGGAGCAAAUGCUGGAGCUGCACGAAGCUGACAGUAGAGAAAGAGAAGCUGCCAGAGCAGCAGAACUGUUGGAGACGCAUACAAGAGGCUUGAGGGCUGCUGCUCAGGAGGCACAGUUGAAUUACCAAACUCUGCCUGGAGAUGCCCUUAUCCUGGCUGCAGUCGUCUCUUACCUGGGCCGCUUUGCACCUGACACACGCACAGAACUGCUGAGCAAGUGGAGGGAGCUGUGUCAGACUGGAAGCAUCAAACUAAACCCCAAGGAUCCCCGUACUCCUUUGUUUACACACUCUGACACUGAAUCUCUUCACCCCCUUCCUGGUUUCCCCAUCCCUGUGUCUCAGAGGCUGCAGCUGACAGUAAAUCGGGCCCUGGGGAUACGGCAGGAUGCUCCCUCUGACAGGGUGAUCGUAAAGCUGCUGCUAUGGGGUUGCAGGAGGGCCUGGGUUCAGCACUGGCCUCUACUGGCAGACACCCAGCAACAUCUAGACAUAAACUCUGGAAGGUGGCUCAUCCCAGGUGUUAACUCCAUGCUCGAGAAGGAGACAGAGUCUGAGAUGGUGGUGUGUGCUGAUGAUCCAGAGUUGCUGAACAAGCUGGACCAGGCUGCAGUUAAAGGUUUAAGAGUCAUGGUAACUCAUGUGGAGCGUGCUGUUCCCAGUCCAUCGUUUCUGGCCAGAUUGGCACGUCCUGCUGGAUGUCGCUCUCCAGGCUUUCAACAUGAUAUCCAGCCAACCCACCGUGAAUUCAGCCUCAUCCUCAGCACAAACCUGCCUGCCAAAAUGCUAAAUAAUGAUAUUCAUCCAUCCAUCCUUGCUCAGGUAGGCGUGGUUGACCUCUCUCUGAGCUCAGAAGAGAUCCAGGAGCUGCUGCUGACACAGCUGCUGCAGUCUGAAUGUAAAGAGCUGCUGAGUCAGCACUUGCGGUUCCAGAAUGACAAACAGUUGCUGCAAGAGAAACUGGUGUCAGAAGAGGACUCUCUGUUAGACCACAUCCUGCAGAGUAACACCCUGCUGCUGAAGGACUCUGAUGCGCUCUCCCGCGUGGCUGCUUGUCAAGUAGAGAUGAAAAAGCUGCAGGCUGACAUCCAGCAGCUGAGUGAUGAGCUGGAGCGCCACGAGUCUCUGCUGGCCGUGCCCCGACAGCUAAUGAGGCUGGCUGCUGACCUCUACCAGGCUCUGCAGGGGGUGUCCCGUCUCUCCACCGCCUACCACUUUUCCUUAAAUAGCUUCUUUUCAGUUAUGCAAGAGGCCUUCAGUGUGAAGGGCGGGCCACUAGUGCCAUAUACCGUUGGGAAAGUGCCAAAGGAAGUAAUAACAGAGGUCACAAACAGGAUGGUGACCCAGCUGCUGCUCCAGUACCGGCCUCUCCUCUUCAAGAGUCAUGUUGCUGUCCUGAAGCUGCUGGUGUCUGUGACUCUGCUCCAACACAACCAUCUGUGCUCCGAGGCUGAGGGGGCAGCUUUCAUCAGAGGCCUUCAGGAUAUGGGACAUUGUUUCCCUGAUAUAAAACCCUGUCUCUCUCCUCCUUCUAUAUCACCAUCCACUAGUGUUCUGCCUAGCUGGAUACCCCCUCAUACCCACCCAGAGCUCCUCUGCUUGGAAAACAUGCCAGGUUUUGAAGGGUUGGUCGCCUCGCUCUCCCGUUACCCCACACAGUGGCAGGAGUACCUGCGGUUCCCAUCUUCUACUGUAGCAGGACCCGUUCCAUGCCGCUCUCACUCCCAUCUAUCCUUGCUUCAGCGGGCUCUCCUCUGGAAGACUAUGAUCCCAAACUGUCUGGGGGGACUUGGUGAGGCCAUGGCUGCCCACCACCCUUUCCUUCCUGCACAGAUACAAAGGACUGAGGCCCCUCAUGCAGGGAAUCCUACAACAAUCCUACAGUUUCUUGUUAAACACAGGGGACCCAUCAUCCUCCACUCAAGUGGAAAUGAGUGGACGAGCAUUCAGCCGCUUCCUUUGAUAAACAAACUGGCUCGCUGUGGAGCAGAAACAAAGGAGAUUCAGCUCAAAGUCAUUUCUUUUGGAGCUCUCUGUGACAAAGACGUCAUUCUUUCAAUGCUAGAUGAAACAGCUAAAGAUGGCCACUGGUUGGUUUUCAACAACUGUCACCUUUUGGAACGAUGGGAUGAUGAAGUCGUGGCUCGCCUCAGUCGGUUAGUCUCCUCUUUAAGAGAGGAGCAAAGCCUGAUUCACCCAGGCUUUCGUUUAUGGUUCAUAACUCAAGAAUGUGCAUCAUCAUGCUCAAUACCAGGUGCCGUGCGAAUGUGCGCCUUGCCUCUGGUUUCUGACUCUGCCUGGGAUCUGGAGGAAGAGCUGAGCAGCUCUUUUCAAGAAGCGGUGUCCAUCGUGCAGAGUGAAUUACUGUCUGGUGUCACAGCAGAAAACAAGGAGCUCCUCCUCCGCUGUGCUGUCUUCCACUCAGUGUUACUGCAGAGACAGAGCUAUAAAUACUUAGGCCAGGGGAGAAUCUACAGUUGGAGUCAGAAUGACCUCCUAGCUUUGAUGGAUGCACACUUAAGUAUUUCCACUCUCUGCCAUGACAAGACUCAAGCUUUGCACUACAUAGCAGUCAAUCUUGUGCAUGGGGGCCAUGUACUGGACUCUGCGGAUUUGGAGGCGUUGGAGAGCGUAGCACAGACAUGCUUCAGGAGCGUGUCACCUCUCUCAGGCAGUGGACCACAAUCCCUCUACGACAUUAUAAGCAACUCUGGCAACUUUGAUUUGUCAGGACUGCUGCAGACUUUGGAGAGAGAUUCAACAAACAUAAACGACCCCCUUAUGCUCGGCUUCAGUGUUGAAACGGCAGCUGAGAUGAAAAAGAUCAAUAGCCAUCAUUUGAAUAUUUUACUUCAAGCCUCCCAGACUCCUGUGAGAGCAGUAAGCAGUUUGUGCCUCCAGCAAAACCAGUCUGCCUCACUGCCAGCCUACAGCCAGGCCAGAGACAGACUGCAAGGUCUGAAAAGUUACCUUGCACACAAGAACGACAGCACAGAUUCAAAUGCAGGAGCUGUUUCUCCCAGUCCCCUCCGCGACUUCCUCCAGGCUGAGUGGGAUGAACUGAUCGAUGGGGUGUCCUUGCUCCUCUCACAGCUCCAACAGCCCGUUCGAUACGGAACGGCCACCUUCACUCUCCUCCUUGAGUUCACUGACUUGUUUCGCCUGGAGAGGAGGGCAGAGUUACUCAGCGCUUACCUCUUUCACCUCAACACUUCAGAUCCAGCUGGUGCCUAUCGACUAUCUGCUUUCAAAAAUGCCAGAGGCUUUCUGGGGGCAGUCAUUAGAGAGGCUGCUCGAGCAAAUCACAGAAAUAUUAACGACGUAGUCCUUUGUUUUCAGGUUCAGAGUGACAGUACAAACACAGCUUCACUUCCUGUGGAUGCUGUUUAUUUAUGUGGCCUGGAGCUAAGAGGAGCACUGUGGGAUACCCAGCAAGGAGCCAUACAGGACAGUAUCUCUUCACAGCCAUGCUCACUCCCCCUUGUUUGUGUUAAGGCUGAAGUCAGACGCCCAAAUACCUCCAAAAAUAUUUUCUCUUGUGAGGGUUCACCUACAAGGGGUGCUCAGGUUUCACAGAGUUCUGCCCCACAGAUACCUCUCUAUCACUGCCCACUCUAUCUGGAUACAGACCGGGGGAGUGGACACUGGGGGCUGGCAGAUGUGAACAUUAUCACUACAGUUCCUCUUCAUGCCGAGCUUAAUCCAGUGUUGUGUAGUUUGAGAAGGGUAAGACUUGUGAGCAUGCUCUGACGAGACAAGCUGAUUAAACCUGCAACUCUGGAUUGAUCAGAAGUGGGAUACUGAUAAAUAACCUUGUACAUGUAUUCUUCAUAAGGAGCCCUGCUUACAUGUAUAUAUGUACCCUUCUGUAAAUGUUGCAUAAAGCAUUUUUGUAUUUCA